Molecule: messenger RNA, 1110 nt
Organism: Cyclocybe aegerita
Lineage: Eukaryota; Fungi; Basidiomycota; Agaricomycetes; Agaricales; Hemipholiotaceae
Source: the annotation of a GenBank genome assembly
UGCUGGACGACGAUAGAUUGAAGGCGCUAUACGAGCACUCGCGAAAACGGGGGAUGGAGCCAUUGGUGGAGGUCAACACCGAAGCAGAGAUGGCGCGUGCCCUGUCACUCGGUGCACGUCUCAUCGGGGUAAACAACCGAAAUUUGCACUCCUUCGACGUCGACAUGGGCACGACUUCGCGACUCUCGAGCAUGCUCGCCGCGCACCCGUCCACGAUCCUGUGCGCAUUAAGCGGCAUCUCCUCGCCCGAGUCCGUUACGACAUAUAUGAAAGAGGGCGUACGUGGGGUGCUCAUUGGCGAGCCCCUCAUGCGUGCUGCCGACACUGCCACCUUCAUCCAGACCCUCUUCAAUUGGCCCGCGAGGUCGUACGUUGGCCUCGAACCCCUCCUCACGAAACUGCCUUGGGUGAAGAUCUCGGGUGCGGCCACGCAGGAAGAGGCUUUGUUCUUCAUGGCGGCAGGUGCAGAACUCAUCGGGCUGGUGUUCGACACCGCAGACCCACGGUGUAUUGAAGGUGCACAGGGCGAGGUCAUAGGGCGGAGCGUGCGCGAACUGAGGCACGCGAAGGUGCAACACGCAGGCCCAACCCGCCCUGUUGCCUCGCCGCCCACAGAAAACACACCUUGGUUCACCAUGCAAGCCCAUCGUCUCGUGACGAACGCCCGGACGCCCCUCCUGGUCGGAGUUUUCAAGAACCAGCCACUGUCAACAAUCAUCCACACAGUGUACAACUCCCAACUCGACCUUGUCGAGCUGAGAGGGUCGGAGCCUCUUGAGGAGCUCCUCUGCCCUGGUUUUCAUGCUUUCAUGUCAUUUUCAGGAUCCUUCAACACUGAUUGGCAGGCAGUGCGAACAGCCCUUGAUCAAGGCGAAGUGCCGGGAUGGGCAAUGCCAAUCAUCAACAGGGCAGAACACGCCCAGCACCUUGAGUUGGCACACGAAGUUGGCGACCAGUCGGCGGCGAAUGGCAAAAGUCAGGCGAAAGGUGCAGUGGAUCCGGUGCAGUGGGCAUUGGAGUUCGAGUACAAGGGAGAGGGAAAAGAUAAGGAUGGCAGCCUAGAGGAAUUCAGCCGCAUGAUUAAACAAACGAAGAAAAUGCUCAAGUAGA